Molecule: messenger RNA, 2382 nt
Organism: Condylostylus longicornis
Lineage: Eukaryota; Metazoa; Arthropoda; Insecta; Diptera; Dolichopodidae
Product: sodium-coupled monocarboxylate transporter 2-like
Exons: 9
Coding region: 396-2225 (609 amino acids)
Biological process (GO): transmembrane transport; sodium ion transport
Cellular component (GO): membrane
Molecular function (GO): symporter activity
Source: RefSeq, a predicted model, not a curated record
AAUUUAUUUGUUUUAUGAUAAUUAUUAUAUUGUAGUUUUAAAUGAAAAUGAAAUUUGUUGUGGAAGCUGUACAAUGCAAUAAAAAAUUAAAUCUGCGAUAAAAAAUUGAAGGUUCUAUUUUAAACUUGAAUUAGUGCUGCUCUGGUAUAUAAGAACUAAAAGAUAAUUUCUUUUAUAAUCUAUUAGCAUAUUUAAUAAUUAAAAAAUGAUAUCUAAGUUAGAUAAUGGAAUUAAGAAUUAUUCUUGAAAAUCUAUAUAGAGGCGAGAGUUUAAGUGAAUUCACUUUUUAGUAAGAGUUAAAUGUGACGGUCAAAAAUAAUAGUUGCCAUUAAUUUAAGUGUAAAAUAAUUUUAAUUUUAGCCAACUUUAACUAAUCUUCAAAUAUAAUAAAAAAUAUGUCACUUGAUAUAAUUAAUUUAACAAAAAUUACAGAAUCCACUCUAGAAAUUAAUAGUGAAACUAUUUUUAACGAUGAAAAUGUUGAAAAUAUGGAAGAAAAAUUUACUUUUAGUGCAUUAGAUUAUACUUUGUUUAUAAUUAUGUUAAGUAUAUCCUCAGGAAUUGGCGUUUAUUUUGGAUUCUUUAAUAAAAAACCAGAAACAACUGAUGAAUAUUUAUUGGGUGGUAGACGUAUGAAAACAAUACCAAUUGCAAUAUCAUUAGUUGCGAGUCAAUUAUCUGGAAUUUCCGUUAUGGCGUAUCCAUCUGAAAUUUAUUCAUUUGGUAUUGUUUAUUCUUUAAUUGCAAUAGGAAUGUUUGUCGUAUUGCCAAUUAUGAAUUUUAUUAUCAUACCAGUGUUUUAUCACAACAAUAUUGCAAAUUGUUAUGAAUAUUUAGAAAUGAGAUUUGACAAAAAAACUAGGCAGUUAAUUACAGUAUCAUUUGUAGGAACAAUUUACUUAGUUAUUCCAGUUAUAAUAUUUGUUCCAGCAUUAGCUUUUGCUCAAGUAACCGGUCUUAACAUACAUCUAAUAAAUGGUAUUGUUUGUGCUGUAUGUGUGUUUUACACAAUGUUGGGUGGUAUUAAAGCUGUAGUUUGGACUGAUGUAGUUCAAGCUGCUAUAAUGUUAUUAUCAAUAUUCUUGAUUGUUACAAUGGGUGUAUAUAAAGUUGGCGGUCUACAAAACAUUUUUUAUAGAGCUCAAGAAGGUGGAAGAUUAAAUUUAUUUGAUAUGACAUUUGAUUUGACGACGCGAUCAACAUUUUGGAAUUGUUUUCUUGGUGGAAUUAGCAUGUGGACAACUUACAUUGCUUUGAAUCAAAGUUGUGUUCAAAGGAUUGUAGCGCUACCAUCAUUGUCACACGCAAGAAGAUCUUUAACAUUUUUUGCAAUUGGUUUUUGUAUUAUAAUGUCAUUAAAUACUCUUACUGGAAUCGUUAUGUUCGCUAAAUAUUUUGAAUGUGACCCGGUUAAAACUGGUGUUGUAGAAAAAGCUGACAAAUUAGUUCCAUAUUUUGUACAAGAUAUUGUAGGAGAUUUUAAAGGAAUGCCAGGAAUUUUUAUUUCAUGUGUUUUUAGUGCUGCUUUAAGUACAAUGUCAGCCAAUUUGAAUUCCCUAUCUGGAGUUUUAUAUUUUGAUUAUAUUCGACCUUACAUCAAUCAUACGGAAAAGAAAGCUAAUUUUAUAAUGAAAACUCUUGUUAUUUUAACAGGAAUAUAUUGUAUACUUGGUGGAUUUUUAGUUGAAAAGUUUAAAUCUAUUCUACAAAUGGUUAUUACAAUUGUAGGAAUAACACAAGGUGCAGUGCUCGGGACUUUUAUGUUUGGAAUGCUAUACCCAAGAGCCCAUUCAAAGGCUGCUUUUUGGUCCAGCGUUGGAAGUGUAUUAUUAAUGUCCUACAUUGUAAUUGGUGCUCAAAUAGAAAUUGCAAAUGGGAAUUUAAAAUAUAUACCGUUACCAACUUCAACUGAUGGCUGUGAAAAAGACAGUUUUACAUUAUCAGAAAAUUUAACGACAAGUUCAACUAUUCCAAUCUCGAAAGACGAUCAACUUUUUUCAAUUCACAAAAUAUCAUUCAAUUGGUAUGUUGUUAUCGGAGCUGUAUCUGUUUGGAUCUUUGGUGUUCCUUUAAGUUAUAUUUUAAAGAAUACAGACAAAAAAUUAAAAAGAAAUUUAGUUUCACCUGUUAUAGAAAAUUUUAUUCCAAAAGAUCUAUUAGAACCAGAAGAAAUUCCAUUAAAAGCGGAUUAUAUUAAGAACAAUAUGAUGAAUAUAGAGAAGUGAUUAUGUACAAUGAAACAUUGUUUCUUCUCUAUACUCUCCAAAUUUACUAACAUUGUCUAAUUGAACUAUUUACUUUUAAUUUUAAAUUAUUUUGAUCUAUGUACAUAAUUCUUUUUAAAUAAUUAUUUUACAUAACACUAAAAGGAAUACAUACAUA